CACGCCUCCAUAGCCAGCUCUCGAAGCGUUUUCCCAAUGAUACUCUCAGAGCCCCCAAAGAGCAAUAACAAACUAAUGCACAUCAAAGAAUUCUUCGGCUUCUCCCAUUCUUCUUCCCCCAAAUCCCUCCACUCCUCUUCUUCCUUCCCCACCUCCGACCGCCGGACUCCGUUGCCGCUGAGAUAUGACCCUUCCCAAUUGGCGGCCAUGGAAGAGGCCAUCACGAACUCGGAACCCAUCAUCAUGAAAUGGGACCCGGAUUCCUCUGAGUUCAAUAGAAUUACCUUCCUCUUCCGCCACGGCCGAGCUGAAUCCGACGAGUUUUUGAACUCCGUUAAUGAGCUCCGGCGGACAAUGGACUUUGUCAUAUCCGAGAAUUCCACCUCCAACGUCCUUGUUCUAGCUCAAAAGCUGAUGCAGGCUGCCAUGAGACGACUAGAGAAGGAGUUCUACCAGAUUUUGAGUGAGAAUCGCCAGAAUCUCGACCCGGAAUCCUUUUCUGGUAGAUCUUCUGAUAGGUCAACGCCCGACGGCGAAAGCAGAGGGGAUUCCGUCGGCGACGUCGACAGAGUCUCGGCGGACUUGAAAUCGAUUGCUGAUUGCAUGAUUGAUUCUGGGUAUGGGAAAGAGAGUGUUCAAAUCUACAAAGUAAUUCGAAAAUCGAUCGUCGAUGAAACUCUGUAUCGGCUCGAAACAGAGAAGUUCAAACUUUCGAGAAUUCAGAGAUGGAAUUGGGAUUCGGUGGAGCAUGUGAUUAAGAUUUGGAUGAAUUCGAUCAAGAUCGCCGUGAAUACUCUGUUUCGUGGAGAGAAAAUUCUCUGCGAUCAUGUUUUUUCGAGGUCGCAAAGAAUCCGGGAAUCCUGUUUUUCCGACAUCACAAAAGAUGGUGCAAUCACAUUGUUUAGAUUCCCGGAAUUGGUCGCAAAGGGAAAGAAAGAUUCCGACAAAAUCUUUCUGUUAAUGGAGCUUUACGAAGCGAGUUACGAAGUCUGGCCGGAAAUCGAGGUAAUAUUCGACUCUGUUUCGACGUCCGCCAUUAAAACACAAGCUCAAACGUCAAUGGUGAAACUCGCGGAUUUAAUCCGCGACAUUCUGUAUGAAUUCGAGCUGACAAUUCAGAAAUAUUCGUCCAAGACUCCGGCCCCUGGCGGCGGAAUCCACCCACUGACCCGAUCGGCAAUGAACUACAUCUCAUCGCUGGGAGAUUAUAGUGGGACUCUCUCCGACAUCAUCCCCGCCGGAAAAUCUCAUAUUCCAGCGUCGUACAUGGAAACCAACGCCGUCGACGACGGUCUCUCGUCUCCAGUGGCGGCGCAACUCGGGUGGUUAAUUCUAGUCCUCCUCUGCAAACUCGACACAAAAGCGGCGCUCUACAAAGACGUAUCUCUCUCCUAUCUCUUCCUUGCCAACAACCUGAAUUUCAUCGUGAAGACAGUGACGGCGACCAAUCUAAGAAGCGUCCUCGGCGGCGAGUGGGUGACGAAUCACACGAGCAAGAUGAAGGUGUACACAGCGAACUACGAAGCGACGGCGUGGAACAGAGUGAUGUCGUGUCUGCCGGAGAGGGGUUCGACGGAAGUGGGGUCGCCGGAGACGGCGAAGGAGUGGUUUAGAAAGUUCAAUGCAGCGUUCGAAGGGGCGUACCGGAAACAGACGUCGUGGAGGGUGGAGGACGGGAAACUGAGAGACGAGCUGAAAAUGUGUAUAGCGAGGAAGGUGGUGCCGAGGUACAGGGAGUUCUACGAGGGGUGCGCUGAGACGGUGGGUGUGGAGAGAGGGGUUUUGAGGUUCUCUCCCGAUGAUUUGGGGAACUAUUUGUCGGAUUUGUUUCAUGGGGUUUCUUCCUCCGGUAGUAGUUCUUCCUCCUCUUCUUUUCGCAGUGUUUGAACAAAAAAAUGAUGAGGUGGCGCAAUCUCCCGUCGACACGUAUUGUCCACGUUUGAAAAUGUAUAAAUUUGGGUUUUCUGAUGUGGAUUAUUAUAUCAUAUACGUUUGAAAAUGUAUAUA
Molecule: messenger RNA, 2007 nt
Organism: Cucurbita maxima (winter squash)
Lineage: Eukaryota; Viridiplantae; Streptophyta; Magnoliopsida; Cucurbitales; Cucurbitaceae
Product: exocyst complex component EXO70H1-like
Exons: 1
Coding region: 37-1887 (616 amino acids)
Biological process (GO): exocytosis
Cellular component (GO): exocyst
Molecular function (GO): phosphatidylinositol-4,5-bisphosphate binding
Source: RefSeq, a predicted model, not a curated record